Molecule: messenger RNA, 802 nt
Organism: Strigops habroptila (Kakapo)
Lineage: Eukaryota; Metazoa; Chordata; Aves; Psittaciformes; Psittacidae
Gene: COXFA4
Product: NDUFA4 mitochondrial complex associated
Exons: 4
Coding region: 391-639 (82 amino acids)
Source: RefSeq, a predicted model, not a curated record
AGCGCAGGCGCUGCCCGCGCCGCGCCCGCAGCGGGCGGGGCGAGGCGACGCGGGGUUGGCGCCUGCUCGGUGCCCCUGCGGAGGGUCCGGGGUGCCCCGGCAGGUGCCUGCUCCCCGCGCGGCGCUGCCGGCCGGGGGCCCGCCGGCGCAGGAGCUGCGGAGCCCGGCGCGCUGGGCGGUGUCGGAGCGGGGCGCCGCGGCGAGCGCGGGCCCGAGGUGCCGCGGCGGAUGGCGAACAGGCGAACGCCGGAGCUGCUACAUCCGGGCUGCGGCUGCGGGCACCUGCCGCGCCGGGGGCCUCGGGUGACAUUGGGCCUCGGCGGCUGAACGGGGAGGACGGGCUCCGGAGUGUGGUAGAAAGCGAGAUCUUCGCCUGCGCCCGCUGCCGCCAUGUUUCGCGUUAUCAUCAGCCACGCCAAGAAGCACCCCAGUUUGAUCCCUCUGUUUUUGAUCAUUGGAUCUGGAGGCGUUGGCGCAGGCCUGUAUCUCAUGCGUUUGGCAGUGUUCAACCCUGAUGUCUGCUGGGACAAGACAAAUAAUCCAGAACCUUGGAACAAGCUGUCUCCCAGUGACCAGUACAAGUUCUACUCAGUUAACGUAGACUACAGUAGACUGAAAAAGGACCGUCCUGACUUCUGAACAGCACACUCAUCUCCAUAAGCUGCACAGAAAGGUCUUCCAAAAGUCAUCCGCACAAUUGUCAUGCUUAAUCAUCCAGGAAAUAAUCAAACUUGCCUCACACUGCACUUAAUCAUGUGUUUGAAAGUUUUUGAUGAGGCCUAAUAAAUGUCUGAAACUUGAA